GAAGUUUUUAACAAGGACAAAAUUGGAAAAUUUGGGAUAUAAAAGAUACAUGGAAGGCCUAAAGAAAAAACAUUCACCUUUUGAGCUUCAUAGCCCAUAAUUAUAUAACCCAAAACAGACCAAUAAUUUGAGCCCGUAAAUAAAAUUACAUUGCGUAAAUAAAAAACUAGCUACUUAUGUUUUUUCUUCUUUUUUUGUUUUUCCAGUUUGGUGGUGAAUACUUUCUAUUUACGUAACCAUUUCCAUCUCUGUAAACACAAAUCAAUAUAGCAUGAAAAGAUAGGAAAAUUGAAUUGAUCAAUUCCAUUUUGUUGAAAACAUGGGAGAUCAAUUAGCAAAAGCAGAAGAUUGUGAGAACAAGGCAGAGAAAAAGCUAAGUAGUUGGGGCAUGUUUGGUUCCAAAUUUGAAGAUGCUGCUGAUCUAUUUGAUAAAUCUGCAAAUCAUUAUAAACUCGCCAAAUCAUGGGAUAAAGCAGGAUCAACCUAUGUUAAGUUAGCAAAUUGUCAUUUGAAGUUGGAAAGCAAACAUGAAGCUGCCUCAGCUUAUGUUGAUGCUGCACAUUGCUACAAAAAAAUCAAUAUGAAUGAGGCUAUAUCUUGCUUAGAUAAUGCUGUAAAUAAUUUCUGUGACAUUGGAAGAAUUUCUAUGGCUGCUAGAUAUUUGAAGGAAAUUGCAGAAUUAUGCGAGUCUGAACAAAAUAUUGAGAAGGCCCUUGUUUAUUAUGAAAAAUCAGCUGAUUUGUACGAAAGCGAAGAAGUGACAACAUCUGCAAACCAAUGCAAGCAAAAAGUUGCUCAAUUUUCUGCUCAGCUACAACAAUAUCAGAAAGCGAUCGAAAUUUACGAAGACAUAGCUCGUCAAUCUCUCAGCAAUAAUUUGUUGAAGUACGGAGUUAAAGGACAUCUUCUUAAUGCUGGGAUUUGCCAACUUUGUAAAGGAGAUGUUAUUGCGAUUACCAAUGCAUUAGAGCGAUAUCAGGACUUGGAUCCAACAUUUUCAGGAACACGCGAAUAUAGACUUUUGGCGGAUGUCGCGGCUGCAAUUGAUGAAGAAGAUGUUGCAAAGUUUACUGAAGUUGUCAAGGAGUUUGAUAGCAUGACUCCUUUGGAUUCUUGGAAAACAACACUUUUUCUUAGGGUGAAGGAACAAAUAAAAGCAAAAGAACUUGAGGAGGAUGAUCUUACAUAAAUUGUGCCUUAGUCUUAUGUUAGUUUCACUUUAUCAGUUUGAUUAUUUGUCUUGUAUUAUGAUUGUCUAUGCAGUUGUUCAAAAACUUGA
Trifolium pratense (red clover) is the source of this 1279-nucleotide messenger RNA. RefSeq names its product alpha-soluble NSF attachment protein 2-like. NCBI's taxonomy places the organism in Eukaryota, Viridiplantae, Streptophyta, Magnoliopsida, Fabales, Fabaceae. The record is from RefSeq and is a predicted model, not a curated record. The coding region runs from base 320 to 1189 and encodes 289 amino acids. Gene Ontology annotation, cellular component: vacuolar membrane; SNARE complex. The transcript has 9 exons. Gene Ontology annotation, biological process: SNARE complex disassembly; intracellular protein transport. Gene Ontology annotation, molecular function: soluble NSF attachment protein activity; syntaxin binding.